AUGCUCAGGGCCCACCGAGGGCCAGCAACACCAACAUACCCGCUUCACCGUCUCGGAAGGACCCUCGCGGAGGAAGACCCACCAGUCAUGUUUUCAGAUCGCAGCAUGGAGCUGCGAAUGUCAACAUACCUCUUCUGCUGCGCGUUGAUCUCGCCCCCUCCUCCCUCAGACCUCCUAUCAAAUUACUUCACCAAGUCGCCCAAGAUCACAGAGCACGGCCCUGAGUGGUCACGCUCGCGGCUGCCUUUCCUAGCCAAGACAUUCUCUGGCAAAGACGGCUGCGAGGAGUACUUCAAGCUGAUGACUGAUGUGCUGGACAUGGUCUUGCCGGAUGAUGCGUUCCCGCGAGACAGCGGGUUCAUUGUGGAUGCAGAUGCUGGGAUGGUGAGUGUUGUCGGCAAAGGAAGGUUUACGAGCAAGAAGACGGGCAAGGGAUGGGAUGAGCAGUUCAUCUAUCGGUUCAGUGGGUUUGAUCAUGAGGGGAAGAUAGGGCAUUGGGAGAUAUGGGCGGAUCCUUUGAGUGCUUGGGAGGCUGUUGGGGAGUGA
Molecule: messenger RNA, 546 nt
Organism: Alternaria incomplexa
Lineage: Eukaryota; Fungi; Ascomycota; Dothideomycetes; Pleosporales; Pleosporaceae
Exons: 3
Coding region: 1-546 (181 amino acids)
Source: RefSeq, a predicted model, not a curated record